Catharus ustulatus (Swainson's thrush) is the source of this 4355-nucleotide messenger RNA. RefSeq names its product methionyl aminopeptidase type 1D, mitochondrial (gene METAP1D). Gene Ontology annotation, biological process: proteolysis. The transcript is spliced from 11 exons. Lineage: Eukaryota; Metazoa; Chordata; Aves; Passeriformes; Turdidae. Bases 248 to 1288 code for a protein of 346 amino acids. The record is from RefSeq and is a predicted model, not a curated record. Gene Ontology annotation, molecular function: metalloaminopeptidase activity.
AUGGCGGCGCCCAGAGCCGCCCGCGCGCUGCGGAGCGGAGUACCGUCAUGACAGCUGUGGCUGCGUCCUGUUUACAAAUUGCUGCUAGUCACAUUUUCAGUAGUCCUUAUGGGUUUUGCUUUCCCCUAAUACAUCCAAUUAGGAGGAAAUAUUUCUCACAAGCAUGGACUUGCUCUUCUCCUUGUAAUGACAUAGUUCUGCAGUCCAGGAAACAGUGCUGCAUGGUGUCCAUGUCCACGAUUUCCUGAUGUGGGAAAAACGUGUGGAAAGCAUCUGGAGAGGAGGAGACCCCCUUUACCAGCUUGUUUCCUGUUCUGUGACUGGCUGCCACAUAAUCUUUUCUUUGUGCAAUCAUAACUACCUGCACAGGCACUCAAGCAAUCAUCAGCAAAGAUGCUUCUUCUUUCAGGGACAAAGAAAUGCUGCUUAUAGUAUAGUUUGGCCAGCCAUGGUUUCUCCAGCUCACCGAGUUCCUAAGCACAUAAAGAAGCCAGACUAUGUGACGACAGGCAUUGUACCAGACUGGGGAGACGACAUAGAAAUUAAGAAUGAAGAUCAGAUUCAAGGGCUUCGUCAAGCUUGUCAGUUGGCCCGUCAUGUCCUGCUUCUGGCUGGAAAGGGCUUAAAGGUUGGCAUGACAACUGAAGAAAUAGAUUCCAUUGUUCAUCAUGAAAUAAUCAGACAGAAUGCCUAUCCAUCACCUCUGGGCUAUGGAGGUUUUCCAAAAUCUGUUUGUACUUCUGUAAACAACGUGGUAUGUCAUGGUAUUCCUGACAGUCGACCUCUUCAGGAUGGAGAUAUUAUCAACAUUGAUGUCACGGUGUAUUACAAUGGCUACCAUGGUGACACUUCGGAAACCUUUUUGGUGGGCAAUGUGGAUAAAUCUGGUGAAAAGUUAGUGGAGGUUGCCAGGAAAUGUAGAGAUGAAGCAAUUGCAGCUUGCAGACCAGGGGCUCCCUUCUCUGUAAUUGGAAACACAAUCAGCUCCGUGGCAUGGCAAAGUGGCUUCCAGGUCUGCCCCUUCUUCGUCGGCCAUGGCAUCGGGUCGUACUUUCACGGGCACCCCGAGGUGUGGCACCACGCCAAUGACAGUGAUUUGUUAAUGGAAGAGGGAAUGGCGUUCACAAUAGAGCCAAUAAUAAUGGAAGGAUCCCCUGAAUUUAAGAUUCUGGAGGAUAAAUGGACUGCAAUUUCUGUAGAUAAUAAAAGAUCGGCCCAAUUUGAACAUACCCUUGUGAUUACCUCAGAGGGAGCAGAAAUCCUCACUAAACUGGUGGAAGAAGCCUAAAGAUGGACCAAGGAAUGGAGAGACUUGCUGUACUUCUGGGAUUUCAAGUUUCACUUGGGACAGAGAAGAGGUUUCUGUAAUUUCUGAGAGGAAUGGGUGUUGCGUAAGUCACUCUAGGGGACAGAAAAAGCAAUUUGAGAGGUUGGCUCUAGACAUAGUUCUUUCUGUGUAUUACCUGGUGAGUAUUUAAUAAAAGUCCUUAGGUUUUUUGUGACCCUUGGAGCAAUCAAGUACAGUCUACAAGUGGCAAAGGGUUUGGGUUAUUCGGGAUUAGAGGCAGAAAGUGGCUUCCCUCUCUUCCAAAUCCUAUGUGGGAUAAAUAGAUAUCAGAUGAUACAGUCUUUAAGCAGCUGAGAGGACAGAGAAACAUAGCAUUUUCCCUUUAUAGCUGAGGUAUGGAGUCAAUUUGUCUUCAUUGUAAUUAACACAGUGCUGUUUCCCAGGCUGUAGCUUCUACUAGGAUGGGAAAAAGUUUCCCGAGAGUGUCAGGCAGAGGGAGCAGACUCCUCCCAGCAUCAUUCCCAGCAGAAAUCCCCUGCUUUUUGCCUCUUUUUACACAGCACAAAAAGUGAUUAAAAAUGAGAUGCAAAGCACGCCUCUCUGGGGAUCAAUAAUUGCCCUGCUUGAAGAAUUAGCCAGUUUGGGGUAAUCACUGCUCUGUGGUGCCCAUGUUAGUUAAGGGGGAGGCACUCUGCGGUUUAAGCAUUUUAUGGAGGCAGAGGAGUUUACAGUCCGGGAGAUGAGCCCUGACUCCUGCACAGAGUUUGGAACCGAUGGAGCUCCGGGUCUCACUCGACCCUUUGCUCUCUGCAAUCCUGUCCUGGGGCUGCCAGGGCUGCAGGGAUUGAUUUGCAAUUUAGCCAGUUGCUGACUGUCCUGUGGGACUAUAUAGGUCUGGCAUUCGUAUUUGGAGGCUACCAGAGCAGGACCUGGGCUUGUGAAACAUGAGAUAGCCUUGUAGAUAAUUAAAGGACUUCCAAAAGUUCCCCAGGCCCAUGGCAACAGUGGUGCAGUUUGGUACAAAGAACUUGCCCCUCACUGCAGGCAGAUGGGGUCGCUUGCUGAGGGCUGGCCAGUUGCACAUUCAGGCAACCAGAGUGGCUCAGCUCUGGUACCCUCAGUGGUCCUGGGCAGAACUAAACUGAUUUCUUACAGCUUUACUCUGCUGUUUGCUUUCAUUCAAGUACAGUGAGCUCUCAGCUCUAAUAGUUUCUAACAGCAGCUUUUCAAAAAGCAGAGACCCCCCUCCCAGAAUACAGCUAACACCACAGGGCAGCUACUCAGCUUCAUCCUCCCCUGGAGGAGCUUGGAAGGCCAUAAAACCUGCAAAACAAAUGAUGCAGCCAAGUUUACAAAUAUGCAGAGAUUAAACAAUGUGAAGGACAAGUCGGCAUUGGCUGGAGGGGCAUGUAUUUUGUUCCAUUACAUUCCAUCGCCCAGCAGCACUGCCCCUUCUGAGGGGCACUGGGGGCAGCUGGGUGUCCGGCGCAUCCCGGAGGCGCACCAGAGGCACCUCCCGUGGAUUUUGGCCGCGCCGGGAGCUCCUGGAUAGCAGCGCAGGUGCCAAGCUUCUCACCAUCGUCUGCCCUCUGCCUCCUGUCCUGCUCUUACCGCGGCGUGGGAUGAGGCGGGAGCGGGGCAACCAGGAGCAGGGAGCCCCCCGCAGCCCGUCGUGGGGGGACUGCCGGCAGCUCCUGGUAAUCACUGCGCUCGGGGUCCCACCGGUAACUCUGGUGGGACUGCGAGUUUUACCGGCCGUUGCGGAGGCAUUGAUAGCGCACCUUUGUAAUCCUAAUUACGAACGGGCCUUUACAGAUGUCUCGACUGUUCGGGGACAGCCAGCGCCUUGCACAAGCCCGUCCUACAGAAGGUCUUGCCGGGCCAGCACGACGAGAGUCCCGAGGUGGCAAUAGCUCCCGCGGGGUCAGGUCGCCCUGUGGCCGCGGCCCCUCCGCGCCCGCCGAAGCCGCGCUGACCGGGGCCAGCAAUGCACGGAGGGGCGGGGGCCCUGCUCCGCAGGAUGGGUGCGAGCAGAGCCUCACCGACCAGUCCGCGGGGUAUUGGUGGGUUGGAGGGACUGUGGUCCGCCCGAGACUGCCUGUGUCCGGCCGAUCGGAGGAGAAGACAGCAGCCCCUGCGGACGCCGAGUGGCCUCCCCUCUCUCAGUUGUCAGGCUGAGGCGGCGAAGGUGCCAGCGCUGCCGGGGCGCCCUGUUCCCUACCCAGUCAAGCUCGCUGACCCGGGUGGUCACUUCCAUGGCCAGGAGGGCAGAGCUGGCUGCCGGGGAGACCGCGUGCGUGCUGAAACACCGCCGCUGCCCCUUCUGCCCCAAGCUUCGGAGAGUUAGUGAGAAUGAACUUUUCGUAUUGCGAGCAAAGAAAAACAAAACCCAAAACACUGUAAAGAAAAAAAAAAAAAAAACGGGGGAGGGAAGGAGGUGAAAGAGUCGUUAGGAAACGGGCAAUUAAAACCGACAGAGCCGCUAAUGAAAGGGAAAAAAAAAAAAAAAAGGCCAGGAGCAGAGGGGCUCGGUUGUGCCAGCUUUGCACAGUCUGGGGCCGGCUGCUUCAAGGGCCGUCGCUGCCCGAAGGAGCCUGAACACUAUGCGGGCUCUGCCGGGGUGCCCCAGCCCCGCUGCCGGCGCUAAUACGUCUAACGACAUCAACGCUGCGAUUUGUUUUGAAUAUUCACUUUUAUUGGUGUUCCCCCUUUGCCAAAAUGUGCUUGAUUACAUAGAUGUAGUGCCGUGAUAACUGCGCACCCUAGACAGCCUAGGUGUAACCGGGAAAGUUCAGCCCAGGCCAGAUCAAAUCCCAGGCUGUUUAAUGCUGGAAGGCUGCAUGUUGCUAUUAGUGUUAAAUAUAUGGCUAAUUAUGCGUAUGAAAAUUAAACAUCAGUGUUAUGCUAAUGGGGCCGCCUUCAGCUGUGGAUCAGAGCACUUGAGACUAGCAUUUAAUCAAAUGAAUCAGUAACUAAUACAUCUGCACGUGUGAACUUUCACAAGAUCAUUUUCCUGUUACAGUCACACCGCAGAAUUAUGAAAGAAAUAAUUAUCAACACUUUCUAA